This is a messenger RNA of Suhomyces tanzawaensis NRRL Y-17324, 772 nucleotides long. It is a transcript of the gene HTA3, whose product is annotated as histone H2AZ. The transcript has a single exon. Gene Ontology annotation, cellular component: nucleosome. Gene Ontology annotation, molecular function: DNA binding; protein heterodimerization activity; structural constituent of chromatin. The coding region runs from base 297 to 698 and encodes 133 amino acids. The record is from RefSeq and is a predicted model, not a curated record. NCBI's taxonomy places the organism in Eukaryota, Fungi, Ascomycota, Pichiomycetes, Serinales, Debaryomycetaceae.
GAAAGCUCGCACUGGUGUAAUGGACAUACACCGCAGAGCGUGAACGAGCCACGACAACCCCACAAGAACGCUACUGCAACUGCGAGCAUAGUCUACAGAAGAAUGACCACCAACACCAUGACCCAUUUGCAACCAGGCCCAUCUCGGCUGGAGGAAUGGCGCUACCGGUCAGCCCCGCGUCAACCCAGCCAAAACCAAAACAAAUCGGGACGCCGGUCGUGCCGCGCACCAAAUGCCCCAUAUAAACAAACUACCGCGUUCACCAAAGUUGUUAUUUGUUAUUAGAUUCUUUAGCAAUGUCAGGAAAGGGAAAAGUACACGGAGGCAAAGGAAAGUCUUCGGAAGUGGCCAAAUCGUCGACCUCACACUCGGCCAGAGCAGGAUUACAAUUUCCUGUCGGUAGAAUCAAGCGUUACUUGAAGCGCACGGCUCAGAACAAGAUUAGAGUGGGACUGAAAUCAGCCAUUUACCUCACUGCUGUGUUGGAAUACUUGACUGCCGAAGUCUUGGAGUUGGCUGGUAAUGCAGCCAAGGAUUUGAAGGUCAAGCGUAUCACCCCACGUCAUUUGCAGUUAGCCAUCAGAGGGGAUGAGGAAUUGGAUAACUUGAUUAAGGCCACCAUCGCCUACGGUGGUGUCUUGCCUCACAUCAACAAGGCGUUGUUGUUGAAGGUGGAGAAGAAGAAGAGUCUCAACUGAUCGUCUAUCGGUCUGGACCUGCCUAUGGAGCGCCCUGGUAUGGAUACCGAGGGUUUGCCACUGUACUAUAUUUU